UAGGAGCCAAUGAAAUUGGAGCGUGUAGAAAACGAGACGCAACUUCCACGUUAAUUAUUGUUUCUUUGUUUGUUUAGCGUAGGGAAAGGUAGAGAACGUCGUUCUGAAAGAGUAAAUUGGCGCAGGGAGAGAGAGAGGCAUUGCCAGUCGCUGUCUCUCUCAAAGGUCAAAACUUUCUCUCUCCAACCCCAAAAACACGCUACUUGUUUUCUCUCUCUAUCCCAUCGAUUCAAUUUCUUUGAAAAAAAAAGAAGCUUACAGAUCGAAACCUUAACUUUCGAUCUCUCUCACACAUUUCCUUCGAUCGAGAUCGGGAAAAAUGAUCGUGUUUGGUUUAGGGGAUUCCCGGAGAGAAGUUCUGGUGGCCGUAGUAGUGUAAUAUUUUGUUAGUCAUUUGGGUUUUAUUGUAGAUUUUAUCUUGAUAAAAGAAUGGAGUAGCCUCAUAUCAGCUGUAUCUUCAUUUAGGGGUCUUUGGAUUUGGGGUUAAUUGAUGAUGGCGACGCCUUAAUCUGGGAGAAUUUGGGAACUUGGAUUGGGAUAAGAUAUAUGGGAAUUGGCUUAGCAGAUUCAAAAAUUUGAGUUCUUGAGUAGUGAAUUUUGCGGGGAGCUAAAUAGAGCUAAAACUGUUAAAGAAUAUUUAGUAUAUUCUCAUCUUUGAAUUUUUGUAGAAAUGAGCUUAGAAAAUGAAGGACAGCAUUCCUUAGAUCAGCCUGCGGAUACCAGUAAGGAACCUCAAAAGAAACCAAGAAUUUCAUACACCAGAGACUUUUUAUUGUCAUUGAGUGAACUGGAUGUUUGCAAAAAUUUACCCCUGGGUUUUGAUCAUUCAAUUUUGAGUGACUUUGAGGAUACAUCACAAGAUCGGCAAAGAAUUCCUGGCACCUUGUCAGGUUAUAGACGUAAUGAAUAUAGUUCUUCACCACCUACAAGAGGAGACUAUUCCCGGGGCAUUCAUGGACGAUGGGACAGCCGUUCUAGUGGAAAGAGUGAUAGAGACAGUGAUACUCAAUCUGAUUGGGACUCUGAUCAUGGAAGACGCCAUGGUAAUCAAUCCCGGCGGUCUUGGCAAGGUCCUGAUCAUGAUGGGCUUUUGGGGAGUGGUUCUUUUCCUAGACCGUCUGGAUAUAUGGCCGGAGCUUCUGGUCCAAAGGUUCGAGCUAAUGACCAAUACCAUCUUAAUAGAAGUAAUGAGCCAUACCAUCCACCUCGCCCUUAUAAGGCUGUACCUCAUUCAAGGAGGGAAACUAAGGACUCAUAUAAUGAUGAAACAUUUGGUUCCGCUGAGUUCACUAGUGAAGAUAGAGCAGAAGAGGAAAGAAAGAGAAGAGCUUCCUUUGAGUCAUGGAGGAAGGAACAACAGAAAGCUUUCCAGGAGAAGAAGAUUAAUCCUGAACGGCGUAAAGAUGACUUCGAUAUUUCUGAAUUGCUAAAGGACUCCAAAGGUGAUAAAGGAGUUGCAAAUAGAAACAAGGAAUCGGAUGAAUCUAUUCCAGCAUCAAAUAUUGUUUCUGACAAAACUUCUCUUCACUCACAAACUCCUGCAUCUAGACCACUUGUACCACCUGGUUUUACGAGCACAGUUUUGGAAAGGAAUGUUGGAACCAAAAGUUCAAUGCACUCCCAUUCUUCACAGGUUGGGAGUUCUGAAAUUGAUGGCAACCUUUCAGAGUCCAAAGGCAGCCUUCUUAUAAAUGGGAUUUCUGAUGAUCUUUUGGGCAAACAUUCUAAGCAGUGUGAAGAGGAAACUUUGAGUGAGCAGAGGCUUGAAAGUAAAAACAUUCACCUUUUAGACAAUAUUAAGAGUGUGAAGGCUCCAAAUACCCCAUCAGCUUUAGAUAAAUUUAAUGACACAGUAAGCAAGGAUUCCCAAAUAUACAAGAGUUCUAGUCUUUCAGAAGCCUUUAUAGCCCCUGGGAAUGGUGAAGUAACUGAACUUGAUUCCAAGAAGCUCGUUGCUGAUAAAAUUGUGACUGAAACCAACCAGGAUGGUUCAAUUUCAAUUCUAGACAAGCUUUUUGGAACUGCUGUAACAGCAAAUGGAGGUGGCUCCACUAAUAUCACUGCGCCUAAUGACAGCAACACAGAUGAGACAUGGGCCUCUGACAAUUCGCAUUCUUCUAAGUUUGCUCAUUUGUUUCUUGAUGAAGAAAAGAAGCCUACAGAUGAUUUCUCCCUUGGCAGGCCAAAAGACUUACUCUCUUUUAUUCAGGGUGGUGAAAAAGGUGGUUCCCAUGAUAGGAUAGCUACUAGGCAUGUAGAGGCAAACUUUCCAUUUGAAAACUCUGAACCUGCGGACGGGCAUGUUAUAUCAAAUUUGAUGUCUCCUAGAAUUGAAAACUCUGAGCAAUCAUGGAAUAUUAAGGAUGUCAAUAAAUUAGCAGCAGUUCCAACUGUCCUCACAUGCGAGGAUCUUGAAAAGUCAAUUCUGUCCGAAGGCACUGAAAAUGAUCCGAGGUUGCCUCCUGCUAUUGAAGGACGGAAAAUAGCUGAUGUCAAAUGUGAGAAGCAAGAAGUUAUUAUUGACAAUCAUGCAUCCCAGCACCUUCUUUCAUUGUUACAAAAUAAAACAAGUGUGAAAAACAUAGCAUCACCUUCCAAUCUUGACGUUGGGUCUCCAGAAAGGGUACACACUGUUGAAACAGCAAGUGUUGAUAUGGCACCUUGUGAUUCAAUAGACACAAAUGCAGAAAAUGCUUCCAGUUCAGGGAAGAGUCUAACUCUUGAAACACUUUUUGGAAGUGCUUUCAUGAAAGAACUACAAUCAGUUGGAGCACCAGCUUCUAUUCAGAGGGCCUCAACGGAUUCUGCAAGAGUUGAUAUAUCCGAAUCUAACUGGCUUCCCCCACAUGUUACAGAUGACAGUCUUCUUCCUUCUGCAGGUCACAUUGUGUCAAACAGGACUAAUUUUGAAAAAAAUAUUUUACCAUUUACCCAGAGAGAGCGAAUGAAAUCUGAUGGCAUUGAAGAGCAUUUGUUAGGCUAUAAUGAUGCUCCAUCUGCAGCAGAUUCAUCACGUAUCCGAGCUGGAUUAGGAUCUAAACUUGGUGGUUUUGAUGGAUCUGCUGAAAUUGGACUUCCUGAAGAGGAUAGUUUGCUUGGUGUCAGUAAUCCUGUGAAACUCCAGAAUUUCAUGGCUGGUAGUGCAAAAUCAGAGUUACUGCCCUCCCAAGAGACACCGAUUGAUGUUGCUGAGAAGCUAGUAGCUUUAAAGGCCAUCUUCCAGGAUGAAAGACCUGUGGUAGGAGGGAAAGAAGGUCCCGUUUUUCUUCCUGGUCCCUAUGACAUGAGGGAUCCAGAUAUUCCAUCACUAAAUGUCCAACCAUCUUCUCCACUGCUUCAUCCUCAAUUGAAUCAUGGAGGUCCUAUGCUUCAUCCAUUAGAUUCUCAUCGCUCUAACAUCGGUUCUCAGGUGAAGUUCGUGGCUCCAGAAGGCAUGAUCCAUCAUGAUGCCCCACCAAAUCAUCAUUUACCUGCAAAUAUGCUUCAUCCUCUCCAUCAUCCUAGCAGUGGACUAACUGGAUUUGAUCCUCCGAUUCAUCAUCCUAUGUUACAACAAAUGCAUAUACCCGGAAACUUUCCUCCAAUCAUGCAACGUGGAAUUCCCUGUGUUCCACCGCUGGCACCUCAUUCAACUAAUCAGAUGGCUGGUUUGCUACCUGAAUUGAAUCCAAUGCAUGGUUUUCCAUUGGGGCAUGGUCACCGGCAGCCCCAACCCAACUUUGCUGGUCUUGGAAUGCCUCCAGGUAAUGAUGUCGGCAGUGGGAGCCAUCAUCCUGAGGCAUUGCAGAGGCUUAUUGAGAUGGAACUCAGGUCAAAGUCGAAGCAGAUGGGCCCUUUUGGUGCACCUGGCCAUAGUCAAGGCCAAGGUAUGUAUGGUCAUGAGCCAGACAUGGGUUUUCAGUAUAGAUAAUGGCAUUGGUUGUAGUUUUGCCCUAUCCCCAGUGGAUUGUUUCUCCUAGAAUUGAGGAUAGGUUUGAUGUUCUUAAUUCAGGAGGGAUUUCUCUGGCUUACUGUAAUUAAAAUGGUCAUUAUCAUAUUUGAAAUUGGCAUUUGGUUGCAAUUGCCUCUUUGUUCUUUUUGUCGUUUUGGUGUUAUUCUGAGCUUUAAGUUUUUACUAAAGUGAAAAUGAUUGAACCUAACCUCACAA
Molecule: messenger RNA, 4147 nt
Organism: Gossypium arboreum
Lineage: Eukaryota; Viridiplantae; Streptophyta; Magnoliopsida; Malvales; Malvaceae
Exons: 11
Coding region: 671-3910 (1079 amino acids)
Source: RefSeq, a predicted model, not a curated record